CAUUGUCCGUGUAAAUUGUAUGGGGCUUUGACAGUGUUUAUGGCGCCAUUUUUGGCGAAGUUGAGUACUAUUGGAAAUACUAUGGCGGAUUUGCGGAGUGACACCGCUUCUCCGAUGGAUGGACAGUCAGGGAAAUCAAAUAACAUACAGGAAAGUUCAUUAUCACACAAAUCUUCCAUAAUGAUGAAGGUGGAUGUGCCUGAGGAAGAAACAGCCAGUUGUAAGAACGAAGGGAACAAAGCACGCUGCUCUACAGUCACCCACUCUUUGUCAUCCACAAAACCCAUAUUUGGAGGCAGUGGCAAACUAGGUUCAUCUGUUUCAGCCGCAUCUCGCCUGAGCAAUGUUGUCUUUGGUAGCAACCCAUUUGCUGUGAAACCAGCAACAUUUGGAAGUGUGUCGAACUUCAGUUGUGCUACCUCAUCACAAACUCCAUUAGGUUCUUCAGCUUCUCCCAGAGCAGUGUACCUUCGACCAUCACAGCUGGCACUUGGAAGCAGUGAGCCUCCACAGCAAAGGACAUUUCAGUGUAGAUUGCCCUUGAAACCACCAUCUCUUGCAAAUACCUUUACUAGAGUACCCCAAGACAGUGUGAUGACUUCCUCAAGUGAUGGAGUUAAGGCUGAGGAUAAUUCAUCAUUCAUAUCAGAGGAAGUUGGAAUCUGUGGCAAUAGUAAUUCACCAGAAAUGCAUAGCACAAACAGCAUUACAGAAACAGUAAGGCAUGAAGAUGACACAAAGGCUGCAGUAGAAUCUGAUUCACAGCAGGCGGAUGAAGACAGCAGUAAUAGCGGCAGUGUUAGUAACUGUGGAUCUCAGAGAAGUGUCAGAGCAAUUAUGACCCCUCCAAAGUUUGUGCCACUUGGAACACCAUCGCACCCUACAGAAGAAAGUUCAUGUGGAAAUAUGGCUUGUACAAGUGCUACCUCAACUUCUACAGCUACAACCUCCUCAGCCCCAACAGCGACAGUGACAGGAUUUGUGUUUGGUCAGAAUCUUCAUGAAAGAGUUGUUGAGGCUGUGAAUCUUGAAACCACAGAUGUAGCAAGUAAAGCAGCUGAGGCAACAGAAACUUCAAAUAAUGUAUCUGCUGUAUGCACUUCUGCAGCAACAAAUGGCACCUCAGAAAUGUUGUUUACAUCUGUCAUUAAGAAAGACCAUAUCAGUGAGGGUAGCCAUAAUGAUAACAUUAACACUGAUGAUAUUGGUGACAAACCUAGCAAGAGUUUAACUGAGGCAGCAAGGGAGUAUGAAGAAGCAAGAGCAGUGAAACGGAAAUACGAACAAGUUACCAUAGUCACCGGGGAAGAAGAUGAGGCCAAUGUACUGCAGAUGAACUGCAAGCUGUUUGCAUUUGACAAAGCCACUGGCACAUGGGUGGAGCUUGGACGAGGCACUCUUCGGCUCAAUGACAAAGAUGGUGGAUCGGGAGGUGGUGGAGUUCAGUCACGAGUUGUGAUAAGGGCAACAGGAAGUCUCAGGGUUGUGCUGAACACAAAGAUCUGGGCUGGGAUGUCUGUGCAGAGGCCAAGUUCGAAGAGUGUUCGCCUAACUGCCAUGGAUGGUAGUGGUCAAAUUAAAGUGUUCCUUGUGAUGUCUAGCCCAAAGGAAAGCGAGCAACUUCACAAGUCAUUGGAAUAUCGCGUCCUUCUAGCACAACAGGCCUCUUCGUUACAAACUGAGGCAGAAGCAUCUCAUUCCCUGCCACCCGAACCUUGUUCCAAAAAGAGACCAUCACAAUAUGCAGAAGAAACAGGCCCAUCACCAGGUGUAGCUCCAGUUUAACAUCAUAGAGGAGUGUAGCUAAAAACAAAAAGGAGAGAACCAAUAUGAAUUGUGUGCUCUGAAUGGAGUGCCAGUAGACACUGGAGACCACAGACCACGCACACUGUUAUAUGUUUACAAACACCACUUUUGCCAGUAACAGACAUUUGGUUACCUUUUUUCUUUCUUUAGGCAGAGUUGAUGUUUGUGUGACAUUGUAAUGUGUAAAGUUUAUGACAUGAACAGUCUUUAUAGAGUGUAUCCUGUUACGUGAUAAAACUAGUCUAAUUGCCAUGUUCCAUGUAUGCAACUCUAAGAAUGUAUACCCAUUCAAUUACUACAUAUUUCGACUGUCCAACUGGUCUUCAUCAGGUGAUACAUACAACUGUUUUUGAAUUUCAGCCAUUUUAACUAACAUAUGGGCCCAUAUUUAUGAUCGUUUCAAUCUAGUAUCUGUGCUAGAUUCAUUGAUAUACAUCGUAAAAUUGCUACAUAUAAUGCAGAUUAGGUAAAACUGAUCCCAUAGCAUUGAAGUAAAAUUAGGUAAAAUGUAGUCUCACCCAAAAGCACUGUAAGGGUGUUAUCCCUUCUUUCCCGUGUUAGCUCGGCGUUGAUUAGCAUUCGUGAUACACGUGAAGCUUUGGAAUGGAUAGAUGGGUGUUACUUAGCCUACUAGGCUAUGGUUCUUCACUUGUGUGAUCUUGAGCUGUACAGCUUGAACUGUUUCACUUGUGUACUCUUGGACUGUACAACUUGAACUGUUUCACUUGUGUACUGUUGGGCUGUACAGCUUGAACUGUUUCACUUGUGUACUGUUGGGCUGUACAGCUUAAACUGUUUCACUUGUGUACUGUUGGGCUGUACAGCUUAAACUGUUUCACUUGUGUACUCUUGGACUGUACAACUUGAACUGUUUCACUUGGAAUAGUUAGAUGGGUGUUACUUAGCCUACUAGAGCGGCCUCUGUAGUCUAGGGGUAACGUUCCCACCUCAUGACUCAAGGUACACGGGUUCAAACCUGGCGGAGGUC
Molecule: messenger RNA, 2794 nt
Organism: Cryptotermes secundus
Lineage: Eukaryota; Metazoa; Arthropoda; Insecta; Blattodea; Kalotermitidae
Gene: RanBP3
Product: ran-binding protein 3
Exons: 13
Coding region: 40-1785 (581 amino acids)
Biological process (GO): protein export from nucleus
Cellular component (GO): nuclear pore; cytoplasm
Molecular function (GO): GTPase activator activity
Source: RefSeq, a predicted model, not a curated record